CUUGGAUUAGGCUGGGCAUCACAGUGCCCCUCCAAACACCGACGAAACGUGAAACACUCAAAACCUAGCACAGUCCAUAUUCACUGCCUCCCUUAAGCCACAACGGCACGACCAGCCUGUGCAUUCUCCGUCUCUUACCUGCGGAUAUUCUUGGAACUCUUCUGACUUACCAACGGGGUUUGUCAGAUUCUUCAGCGCUUGACUUCGUCAUCGUCAAUCCAAACAUCUAAUACCCCGCUCUCGCGAACUCAAUUUGACUUGAUAUUCAACAAAUAUCAACAUGGCUGGAGAUGAAGAGCACGAUGUGAGUUACAUCAUGCUCCGCACAAAAGACUCUCGAUAGGUCGGCGAAUUAACACAAACUCUACAGGGCGCCACCGUCCAGGAAAUCCUGAUCGAAGCCUGCCGCCGAAACAACCUCGAUCUUCUCAACGACUGUCUUGAGGACAAGUCCGAUGCCGAGAUCUCAAAGCUCCUCAACGAGACCACAACUGUCAUGGGCAACCAUCUCUACCACGAAGCCGCCUCUCGCGGAAACUACGAAAUUAUUGACCACCUCCUCGACCAGCCCGAAUUCGAGUGCGAUCCCAUCAACCGUUCAGAAGGUGACACGCCUCUUCACAGCGCCAUUCGUUGGAUCAACUCAGAGCCGCCCGCGCAGCGACCCUUCGGCAACGCCCUCGUCGAGAUGAUGCUUGAGGCCGGCUCCAGCACACGAGUCAAGAACAAGGCCCGUCUUACCCCCUAUCAGCUUGUCGAUCCUACAAACACAGAACUCCGCGAAAUCAUUCAGAAGCAUGAGUAUGCGAACCAAAAUGCUGGAGACUUUAUCAAUGUCAACAACUCGACGAGCCAUGGUGGGGCCGUGCUCGAUGUUCCAGACGACAGUGAUGAUGAUGCUGAGUUCAGUGGAAGUGAUGAAGAGGAGAGAGCUGAGUGGGAGAGGAGGCGGAAGGAGAAGCAACGCAAAUAGACGUGCAACAUGGCACGUUUACACGAAUUCAAAUAUAGAGGUUACUUCACAAUAAGACGAGGCAAACCAGUUCAUGGGUGGAUAUAAAUCAUCGAAUCUCAGAGCGAUAGAACCUAAGUAGCUUACGCACAGGUGCAAGAAUAAGCAUUUCUCAUCUAAGGUUAUCGAAAAGGGGGUAUAAACGUUUUAAUCAGGUAUAUGGUGCGGUUUCUUUUCCAUCGUCUAUCGUUUCUUCGUAUGCGCACUUUCUGCAGUACGG
Messenger RNA from Fusarium odoratissimum NRRL 54006, 1232 nucleotides. RefSeq lists its product as uncharacterized. NCBI's taxonomy places the organism in Eukaryota, Fungi, Ascomycota, Sordariomycetes, Hypocreales, Nectriaceae. The coding region runs from base 497 to 973 and encodes 158 amino acids. Gene Ontology annotation, molecular function: protein binding. The transcript is spliced from 2 exons. The record is from RefSeq and is a predicted model, not a curated record.